AUCGAAAGCUAUAUCGCGCGUCUAUGUCACGUGGUGAUUUUCCAUGUUCCGAAUUGGGGACAAACAAAGAAGAUAAAACAUAUUCGCCUCUUUGUUAAUCGCUCGCAAUAGUUACCAAUAAGUUUAGUGACACAAACAAGAAUGGGAAAAGUGAGAGAAAAUGGCACUACGGGCAAUAGGAAGGAAAACGAGACGUCGUUAAACGAGAGCGACGCGUGGGCCCUUCUGGCACUGAAGUCGGCACCGGCCAGUCCGACGAAGAUGCAGUGGAACCCGGAGGCAAAAGGUGCACCGAUCGCACGGCUCGAGGGUCGUGAGUUCGAAUACAUGGUUAGACAGCGACGUAUCACUAUCGGGCGUAACAGCAGCAAGGGUGAGGUCGACGUCAACAUGGGCCACUCCAGCUUUAUCUCGCGACGACACCUCGAAAUCUUCUAUGAUCAUCCCUUCUUCUUUAUGAUCUGCAACGGUAAAAAUGGUGUUUUCGUCGAUGGAGUUUUCCAACGAAAGGGCGCGCCUGCCUUCCAGUUGCCAAAGACGUGCACAUUCAGAUUCCCGAGUACAAAUAUAAGGCUCGUAUUUCAGUCGUUAGUGGACGAGCAAGAGCAAAGUAACGUACGCGUACCUUCACCACCAAAACAAAGAGCCCCCUUGCCACCUCUGCGUAUCAAUAUUCCGGAUACAGGAUACAGCAGUCCGUUUCCUUCCCCGACUGGAACUAUUAGCGCUGCUAAUUCCUGUCCUGCUAGUCCACGUGCUGGUCAGGGAAGGAGAAAUAUAUCCGCAGAUCUUCAAAUGGUAGCAGUGUAUGCAGCUGCUGUAGCCAAUGACCCACAAAAUACUGGCUUGGAAAGGCACGACGGUGGACAAAGUUCCAGCAGACAGAUAAGUCCAGAGCCUGGUAUCGAAUCGCGUUAUAGAAGCGGAGGUAGUACUGGGCCGAAUGGUACAACGGCGCAUUGUAGUCCACCAAAGGAUGACUCUAAACCACCAUAUUCGUAUGCACAGCUAAUCGUUCAAGCGAUAGCGUCUGCUGCGGACAAGCAACUCACGUUGUCCGGCAUUUAUUCUUACAUUACCAAGAAUUAUCCAUACUAUAGAACCGCGGAUAAAGGCUGGCAGAAUUCUAUAAGGCAUAAUCUUUCGUUGAAUCGUUAUUUUAUUAAAGUACCGAGAAGCCAGGAAGAGCCAGGAAAAGGGUCGUUCUGGAGAAUAGAUCCUCAAUCGGAAGCUAAACUAAUAGAACAGGCCUUCAGGCGAAGAAGACAACGCGGUGUUCCUUGUUUCCGCGCUCCUUUUGGUCUCUCAUCCAGGAGCGCACCUGCUUCACCAUCCCACGUAGGAAUCAGUGGGCUGAUGACGCCAGAAUGCCUCAGUAGGGAAGCAUCGCCAGGGCCAGAAUCUUACCCUGAUAGUUCUGUUCCUUCUCCAGCUGGUCAAAUGACCAGUCAGUCCGCGCCUGGAUCACCGGGUCAUCCGUACGCGCCCUCGAGCCAGUCGUCUCAUAAAGGUCGUCUGAUGCAGCAGAUUACUGUUGUCACGAACGGCGUCACCGGAGAUACAGAUAAAUACGUCGUAUCCGGAAAUACUACAGAGGAACAUUCUCUUUCCCCGGCCGGUCAAUAUAGUCCGGCUCCCGUUAUUGUACAAACCACGUAUAACUACAGCGGAAGCUUUAUCGGUCCCGACGCAGGCGUCGGAGUUGUGAAACGCUCGCACGAGGAAUCGGACAGUUCUCCAGGUUCACCGGCACCGCUUGCUAUCGUUGAAAGUCCCGAACCACUCGAGCAUCAACAACCACAGUCGAAACGUCAACGCGUUCACGAUAUGGACGACCAUUGAAUCGUUGUCCUAGGUUUCCGUUACGUAGGACAUUUGUUACAUCGCGCUAUUCGCUCAUCGUUGAAUAUAUCUGCACGCGCGUGUACCUCAUACCUGCUCAUGUGUGUAUACGCAGAAACGCGCGUACACACCUUUACCCAAACUUUUUCGGAUCCAUGCCCGUAAUCCAUACCACAUCUAAACUUACAUAAAACCUCAUCUUCGUACGGGCGCGUACAAAACACGUACGCGUACACUCAGUGUUGUACUUUCAUUCAUUUUAUACAUAAUGAUUACUUUAGUCUGCGUAUAAUAAAUACUCGAUCCAAUGUAUUGUUUAACGCAACAAGUGGGACAUUUGCAAGAAAAAUGAGACGACAAAGGUUGUGUUCCCUCUUCGCGUUCAAACUUGUUUUAACGUUUCGGUUUUACGCAACUUUUUCGUAGUCAUAUCCUCGACGGUGCGCGCGUGUGUACACACGGUGGCUCAAAAUAUACGGUACAACCCGAAAGAUCGCGAUUCUUCGUUCGAAGAGAAAUAAAAUUCGUAGAAUAACAUGUUCCUUUGCGAGGCUUUGCUUUCGAUACGAGCGAUUUCGAGAGUGACGCGUUCGUGCGCGCAUGCGAUUAAUAAACCUGAGUUUCAUCAACUUUACGUAACUCUUUCGUAUUUGUACGCAAGGUGUAUGAAAUUACAGGUUAGCGUUAUUCAAUAAAACGUAACGUAGUAUUGUUAUAUAUAUUUUUUUUAUUUAGUUAGUCGUUGAACCAGUGAAAACUACUUUUACUAACAUUAGGAUUCGUAUCCCUUCGAGUAGUUGAAAAUCCCUGUUUUUUAAUUAGGAAAUGUUUUCGAUACUUUCGCUAGGAAACUUAUUUUUAUUAAAGUAAGCGUUUGGUCUCCGUGUAUCGUACAGGAGUGUCGAUAGAUUAAUAUAUGUGAUCUAUUGAAAGCAAAUUUUAGCAGCGUACACGUGAACCCUGUGCAUUUUCAGAAUCGAUCAUCUCGAAGUGGAAGACUCGUAAAAGAAACUUUUAUUCUACGUUAUGAAUUCAUUGCCGCGAAGAAUCGCCGCGUCUUUAGUUGUAUCGGUUAUUUUAAGCUUUGAUGGUAUACAUAUAUGUAUAUAUAUAUAUGUAUGUAUAUAUAUAUAUGCAUGCAUUCGCGCGCGUUUGUGUGUAAGCGCGUAUAUACACGCUUCAUUGAAUGCUUUUCUCAUGGUUUUUACCAACGUUUAACGAUGUACGUACGAGGAGACGGCGGGAGCUUUUGCGUAUUCAUAGGAGGGAGUAAUCCUUGUAAGACUAUUAUCUAUAAAAGACAUAGUAUCUCGAUUGAAAUCAUAUCGUAACGUAUUUAAAAAGAGGGAAAAAAAAAAAAGAAUCUGGCGAAUCUCAACAGGAGGGAACAGUGUUAUCGAAACAGCUCGCGUCGUUCGCCUCGGUGCCGCAAAGAUAGGAAGGGGUCGUGUGUCCUGAUGUUGCUGCUGACAUUGGUAAGCGAAUUUGUUCGAGAAAUUGAUUGCAAGCUGUAAAACUUGUGCCGCAAACAAGCUUAUAGGACCGAGACGGGCCGUUUUCGUUCCUCACGGAAACCAUCCGUUCGGGCGCAUAGUUGUCAUCGAAUUUCUUCGUUAAAUGUUUCUGUUGAGCGUGCAACCAUUACCGUAGGAAAAAGGGACGUUCCCCCGCCUUUUCAUUUCUUUCAACGCGAUCGUUUUUACGUUUGAACGCCGAUCGAAACGAUUUGUUGCUACUUACUGAGAUGCUCGCGAACCAUAGACACGAACUGUAGAUUGUAGUUUCAGCGUACGAUUCUGCAAAAAUUUCUAUUUAAAGAGAAAGAGAAAGAGAGAGAGAGAGAGAAAAAUGUGAGAAAAAAGGACAAAAAAAAACACCGAGCAAUCCUUUUUUUUGCUGAAUACGUCGAUCGAAAUUUCUUUCUGACGUGCCUGUUUAUCUGGCAAGUUAUUAAACGUACUAUAAUCAUACAGGAAGAGGUGAUAGUAUUUUUGUUGCCACUUGUAAAUAAACUCUUAAACGAAUAA
Messenger RNA from Hylaeus volcanicus, 3869 nucleotides. RefSeq names its product forkhead box protein K1 (gene FoxK). The record is from RefSeq and is a predicted model, not a curated record. Gene Ontology annotation, biological process: regulation of transcription by RNA polymerase II. Lineage: Eukaryota; Metazoa; Arthropoda; Insecta; Hymenoptera; Colletidae. Gene Ontology annotation, molecular function: RNA polymerase II cis-regulatory region sequence-specific DNA binding; protein binding; DNA-binding transcription factor activity, RNA polymerase II-specific. The coding region runs from base 142 to 1842 and encodes 566 amino acids. The transcript has 6 exons.